UAAUGAGAAAGAAUGAAGACUCAAUUGGCAGAAGAUAGAGGUCUACUUGAAACCACCAUAGAAAUGAAGACCAACAACGAGAGUGGAAACAUCAGCCAUAUUAUGCUUCAUUUCAAUGAGGAAGAUAUGAUGACUCCGUUGGCAGAAGAUAAUGAUCUACUUGAAACCACAAUAGAAUAUAAGGACCAACAACAAGAUGAGAUGACCCGAUUGGUCAAAGACAAACACCUACUUGAAACCCCCAUAGAAAAUGAAGGCCAACAUGUAGCGAAUCGUCAAGCGAAGAGAAGCAAAAUUAUGUGCAUGAAUUCCACCUCAUUGUCCUCUUCUUCUCUAACUGAUACAUGUUUCCGCAAGGCUCUAACUCGAACUCUGGCGCUGGUCAAAGCUCCAAUUGUAACUCCUGCUAGUUUUGUUCCUUCGCAACCACAGGGUUUGACUCGAGACUUUACAAAACCUAAUUUGUUUAGCUCCAACUCUAGAAAUACCGAGUUGGAGUUUGCAGAGGAAAGCUUCAGCAUGUCGUCGAACUCUUCGUUUAUGUCAUAUGUCAAACCUGAGGAGAGUAUCGGUUCAAACUCUAUGCAAGAUUCUUCUCUAUUCUUGAAGCCAGCGCCUCCUGUUUCAGCUGGAAAAGGAGUACUAUCCUCACUUACGUUCAAGAAGAGGAAACAGAGUGAAAAGGUGAUCAGAGUUCCAGCAAUCAGUGCAAGGCUCGCCGAUGUUCCGCCAGAUGAGUUUUGUUGGAGGAAGUUAGGGCAAAAGCCGAUCAAGGGCUCACCAUACCCACGGGGAUAUUACAAGUGCAGUAUCAUCAGUGGGUGCCCUGCCACAAACAAGUGGAGCGAGACAUGGAUGAUCCAUCUGAUAAGAUAG
Molecule: messenger RNA, 876 nt
Organism: Hibiscus syriacus
Lineage: Eukaryota; Viridiplantae; Streptophyta; Magnoliopsida; Malvales; Malvaceae
Product: probable WRKY transcription factor 17
Exons: 6
Coding region: 13-876 (287 amino acids)
Biological process (GO): regulation of DNA-templated transcription
Cellular component (GO): nucleus
Molecular function (GO): transcription cis-regulatory region binding; DNA-binding transcription factor activity
Source: RefSeq, a predicted model, not a curated record